Pundamilia nyererei is the source of this 4022-nucleotide messenger RNA. RefSeq names its product glutamine--fructose-6-phosphate aminotransferase [isomerizing] 1. Gene Ontology annotation, biological process: protein N-linked glycosylation; fructose 6-phosphate metabolic process; carbohydrate derivative biosynthetic process. Gene Ontology annotation, molecular function: carbohydrate derivative binding; L-glutamine:D-fructose-6-phosphate transaminase (isomerizing) activity. NCBI's taxonomy places the organism in Eukaryota, Metazoa, Chordata, Actinopteri, Cichliformes, Cichlidae. Bases 69 to 2117 code for a protein of 682 amino acids. The record is from RefSeq and is a predicted model, not a curated record. The transcript has 19 exons.
GAGCUUAUUGACAGGCGUUCCCAGCUACCGACUUCAGAGUAGCUGUAACUGGCAGCAGAACUGUAGCCAUGUGUGGAAUCUUUGCCUAUCUCAACUACCACGUGCCAAGGACUCGCCGUGAAAUCCUUGAGAUCCUCCUUAAAGGUCUACGUCGUCUGGAGUACAGAGGCUAUGAUUCAGCUGGUGUUGGAAUUGAUGGGGGCAACAGCAAAGAUUGGGAGGUCAACGCCAGAUCUAUCCAGCUGAUCAAGCAGCGUGGAAAAGUGAAGGCCCUGGAUGAGGAGAUCCAUAAACAGCAGGAUAUUGACCUGGAUGUGGAGUUCGAUGUCCACAGUGGCAUUGCCCACACUCGCUGGGCCACUCACGGUGAGCCCAGCCCAGUCAACAGUCAUCCACAUAGAUCUGACAAAAACAAUGAAUUCAUAGUCAUUCACAAUGGCAUUAUCACCAACUACAAAGACCUGAAGAAAUUCCUGGAGAGCAAAGGUUAUGAGUUCGAGUCAGAGACUGACACAGAGAGCAUCGCCAAGUUGGUGAAGUACAUGUAUGACAACCGGGAGAGCGACGACAUCAGUUUCGCCACGCUGGUUGAACGUGUGACUCAGCAGCUGGAAGGAGCUUUUGCACUGGUCUUCAAGAGUGUCCACUAUCCCGGCGAGGUGGUUGGUACAAGGAGGGGAGGUCCUCUGCUGAUUGGAGUGCGCAGUGAUCACAAGCUGUCCAGCGACCAUAUUCCUGUGCUCUACCGCUCAUCUACUAAAGACAAGAAGAGCUGCAGCACCCUACCCAGGACAGACCAGGACACCUGCCUGUUUCCAGUAGAUGAAAAAGCAGUGGAGUACUAUUUUGCAUCUGAUGCGAGCGCGGUGAUCGAGCACACAAACCGGGUGAUCUUCCUCGAGGACGACGACGUAGCCGCCGUGAUGGAUGGCCGGCUGUCGAUUCACAGGAUAAAGCGCACAGCUGGAGACUACCCAGCCCGUGCCAUCCAGACCCUGCAGAUGGAACUACAGCAGAUCAUGAUGGGCAACUACAGCUCCUUCAUGCAGAAGGAGAUCUUUGAGCAGCCAGAGUCUGUUGUUAACACCAUGAGAGGGAGAGUCAACUUUGACAACAACACAGUGACACUGGGUGGACUUAAGGAUCACAUCAAAGAGAUUCAGAGGUGUCGCCGACUUAUCCUCAUUGCUUGUGGCACCAGCUAUCAUGCUGGAGUAGCAACCCGCCAGGUGCUGGAGGAGCUGACCGAGCUGCCUGUCAUGGUGGAGCUGGCCAGCGACUUCCUGGACAGGAACACGCCUGUUUUCCGAGACGAUGUCUGCUUCUUUAUCAGCCAGUCAGGGGAGACCGCUGACAGCCUCAUGGCCCUGCGCUACUGUAAGGAGAGGGGGGCUCUGACUGUGGGCGUCACUAACACAGUGGGCAGCUCCAUCUCGAGGGAGACUGACUGUGGCGUCCACAUCAACGCCGGGCCAGAGAUCGGAGUAGCGAGCACCAAGGCCUACACCAGUCAGUUUGUGGCCUUGAUCAUGUUUGCCCUCCUGAUGUGCGAUGACAGGAUUUCAGUGCAGCCCAGGCGCCGUGAGAUAAUCCAGGGCCUAAGAGUGCUUCCAGAUCUGAUUAAGGAGGUCCUCAGUUUGGAUGAUGAAAUCCAGAAGCUGGCAACAGAGCUGUACCAGCAGAAGAGUGUGCUCAUCAUGGGCAGAGGCUACCAUUACGCUACCUGCUUGGAGGGAGCACUGAAAAUCAAGGAAAUCACGUACAUGCAUUCAGAGGGUAUCCUGGCAGGAGAGCUGAAACACGGCCCGCUGGCCCUGGUGGAUAAACUCAUGCCGGUGAUCAUGAUCAUAAUGAGAGACCACACUUAUGUCAAGUGUCAGAAUGCCCUGCAGCAAGUUGUUGCUCGCCAGGGUCGUCCUAUUGUGAUCUGCGACAAGGACGAUCACGAAACCAUCAAAAACUCCAGCCGCACCAUCAAAGUGCCUCACUGUUUGGACUGCCUGCAGGGCAUCCUGAGCGUUAUCCCUCUGCAGCUGCUGUCCUUCCACCUGGCUGUCCUCAGAGGCUACGAUGUGGACUGUCCAAGAAACCUGGCCAAGUCCGUGACAGUAGAGUGAGCCGCACCAUUCAUCACUAACAACAAAAGCUUGGCGUAGACACACAUUCAAGCACAGACCCCAAAGGAAGCGUCUGUGUGAAGUAAACCAUCAGAAGAUGACGUCCUGUCCUGUGUCUUGUGUGUCGUGGCUCUUUUUUUUUUCUUCUUUUUUUUUAAUGUAGUCUUUCAGUAAUCGCUCUUGUAUCUCACUGUUGUGUAUUAUCACAGUGUUGCAUUGUUUCUUUUAUCAGAAAGCUUUGACAACAUUUGUUUUUUCUUUGUUGUUGCCGGUGGCAAGGAAUGGGUUGGGAAUGACAUAUAACGUGCAUAUCACUUUUUCGGGGGUGAACCUGUAUCAACCUUCGCUGGCCAUUUAUGGGCAUGCCUUCCAUGUUUAUCUGUUGCUGAUUGGGCUCUCUGGAAGCUGAUGUUAAAGCUCACAGUAGUUUACGCUUUAAAGACCUCACUGGCUCAUUUUCUCUUUUAGUGCAAUGAUUUGUAGUUUAGUUGGGAUUUUUUUUUCCUUGGCAGCUAAUCAUUCAAAGUGUCUUUACUCCACAGUUGAUGUAAACCACAGUCUUGAAUCAUUCCAAGCCACAGGUCAUCGCUUCUUCAUAAUUGCAGUGUGGUUUUGAUACACUUUCCCCUCUUGGAUUUUCUUCUGAGGACACGCAGCAAAGAGCAGCAUCAAAUGUCCGAUCAGAAAAAGUUUGUGAAUACUGUCAUAAAUCUUCUAAUGUUGCUGUGUGUAAGCCCAGGAAUUCGGUUUUUUAAACUCUGGUUUUGGUCCACUCAGUUAAUGAGAGGAACCACCUACACCAGAGUCUGAGACGUCGCUCGUUCACUCUUUCCUAUUUUUCUCGACACGAUCCUGUUACUGUAAACGCUCUCUGGGUGCAGUUUAGCGUUUCAUUCUCGUGUGGGACUUUUCGCAUAAAGGUUUCUUUUAAUCAAUAAACUGAAGUAAUGCAAUUGAGAUAAAGUUGCAAACCUGAAGUAGAGGCAGUCGCCAGCCCACACCUUGCCACCGUCAUUUUGCAAUCUUGGGACCAUUUGUAGCUUUUCUUCUUUCUUUUUUUUCCUCCUCUUGUUACAUUUGUUUGUUAAUUGGUUUUUUGGAAGGAAUUUUAUAUUAUUGAAGUUACUCUUUCAUUUAAAAUGUUAAUGUUACUGUCAUCUGAAAUGUCAAACCAAAAAUCUGUCUCUGGUGGCUUUGGCAAUCAUAAACCAAAUCUCUUUUUUUCAGUUUCACUGUUGCUUUUGUAGCCAAACAUGAACUGAUUUUGCAGAUCGUAUGCUAUGAAGUUAUUCUGAGGCCCUGAGGGCACGUAUACACACAGUCGCUUGGCAGCAUGUCAUACUGUAGACGUUGACUUUGGUCAGAAGCCAAAUGCCAAGCUGUGUGUCUGUGAUCCCAGGUGUCUUUUAAAUUCAGAAGCCAAGAAAAGUGACAUUGCGCGCGCGCGCACACACACACACAGUUAUGCAGUAGAGAAAGAAUAGGAGCAGCUUUUUUUAAGCCUGCAUUCUUUAAGUUUAAAGAUAUUUAUCUUGCAUUUACAAUCAAGCCUUAACUUGGACUUCAUUUUCCCCCCUUGAGCCUUUUCUGAGCCAGUGAAAUGUUGUUACAGGUACUUUUGUAACCCACACUCGAAACACUUUUUGAUUUACUGUCUGGAUGUAUUGAUCAAGGAUGCUGCACUGGAUCCUAGCACCAUCUGUUGGGUUACAGAGGGAGUGGGAGUACUAUUUAUUAGUGGAACUGAUGCAAUAAAGUGUCACGUACGUAUCUUUUAAAAGUGUCUGGGAGUUAUUGGAUUGAGGAUGUGUGCGCUUGUGGAUUUACAUGACCUAAAAUACUGACAGUGAUAACAAAAGGUGUCUGUACGAUUUUUAUUCCAAUAAAUACGCUGUAGAAAUUCAG